AUGGAUGACUUUGGCUGUGAGCUGCAGCCCCUGAGCUCCCUUGGGAGCGAAACCGACGCUUCGCAGGCAUCUUGGCUGCGCCCCAAAGUGGCGUGCGGCCGCCGGACGCUCGGGGCGCUGGGUCUGGGAACUGUCCUCCUGGCAGCUGUGCUGCUGUGGCCACGCCAGGCAGCUGCCAUUGAGUCCCAGCCGGAGAUGGAGCUCAUUGAGUCCUGGGAGGAUCUGCCAGGCAUUGAGGAAGUGGUGCGAGAAGCACAGGAGCUGCCGAUACAGCAAGUGACUCUUCCAAAUGAAUGGAACCUCACCGAAUGUGUCAUUGAUGGGUUUCAGGCGAUGACCUACCUGGGCACCGCUGUGCUGGAGCUCUACCAGGUCGCUCGCAUCAAAGGAUCGCGCUGCCCCGACGACUCCCCAGCCGGAUGCGCGGCGAGCGUGGCGGGAAUCUUUGCUGCCAUAUCCUGGGUCGGAGCCUACCUCUCCAUGGCUGCCAAUGCAUGCGUUGCGGCGGGUGAUACGAAGGCCAACUGUGCCAACGAUUGGCUCACCUUCAUGGCCUCGCUGUCUGAAGUCGCGGUAGCUGGGGCUACGGUUUCCGAGGACUGCAACUUCGAUAAAGAUUGGUUGAAACUCCUGAAAAUCACCAAGGAGGAGGAACCUGGGUGGAAGAAAUUUGUUCCAGCAGCAGCAGGGCCCAAAGUCGACACGGUGAUCAAGUUCGACAAAUUGAACCGGGCGCAUGAAGUCCGGAAUUUCAACUGGGCCGUGUGCGCCUUUGAUGUCUCGAAUUCAUUGGCCUACAUCGUGCGAGAGGUGAUCCAGAUCAAACAAGCCGUGCAAGCCUGCCCGGAUCCGUACAAUUGCGCCAUCUCUAUCUUGAACGUCCUUGCUUCGUUUGGCUGGAUCGUUCGCUUUGGUUCGGUGAUGGCCGUUGACUGCACCAACGAUGAAAACCAGCGAGUGACGUGUGCCUCAGAUAUCGCGGAAAUGUUUGCGGGCCUGGUGAAUCUACCAGCCAAUGGUAUGGCGUCCACUGGAGAUUGCGCCUUCUGA
Cladocopium goreaui is the source of this 1050-nucleotide messenger RNA. The record is from the annotation of a GenBank genome assembly. NCBI's taxonomy places the organism in Eukaryota, Dinophyceae, Suessiales, Symbiodiniaceae.